Messenger RNA from Symbiodinium sp. CCMP2456, 1899 nucleotides. NCBI's taxonomy places the organism in Eukaryota, Dinophyceae, Suessiales, Symbiodiniaceae. The record is from the annotation of a GenBank genome assembly.
AUGGCCGCGGUCGUGCGCCGCCUCGGCGCCUCCUCCGUGACCCCGAAGCUGAGCCUGACUCUCCGCGCCAGCAGCUUGCCGAGGCAGUUCUCCUCCCUGCAGAGCAAAGUGGAUGACUUCUGCAAGCACGUGGAUGCGCACCUUCCAAAGGACGGAAAGAAGGUGGUCUUUGCCACCGCUUGGCUUGCCACUGACAACGUGUUCGUCGCCCUCAUGCGGAAGCACUUCCCUGAGGUUUUGACCGGGAUGAACCUCGUUGCCAUUGACACGCUGCACCUCUUCCCGACGGCUCUCGAAUGUGCCAAGCUGGUGGAGGAGAAGUACGGCAAGAAGGCCAUGUGGAAGAUGCCGAAGGGAAUCACGACGAAGGACGAGUUCAUUGCCAAGUACGGCGACUGCGAAGAGUUGGACUCUGCCGACUUCGACUUUGUGAGCAAGGUGGAGCCGUUCCAGCGCGCUUUGGAGGAGUGCGAGAAGGACAUCUUGAUUACCGGCCGCCGCAUGGAUCAGGCGGCACAGCGCAUCAAGCUGGAUGUCUGGGAGGAUCAGAAGCGCACGCUGAACCCGAUGGCGAACUUCAGCUGGCAAGACAUUAUAGACUACGUGGACAAGGAGGGAGUGCCAGUGAACGCUGGCCACAACUGGGCCUUCCGCUGCGACGCGCCGAUCGAGGCCACCAGCCGCCAUCUCCCGGACCUUCCGUGGACCAAGGUGGACCUGGGGAAGCCUUUCUGGCGAUGCACGGAGGCUGAGAUCAAGGGAAGCCCUCCCGCCGCCGUCACCUACGUUUUCAAGUCUUUCGGCGACAUGCACACGACGGUGCCCGUUGAGCCCCACGAGUCCGAGCGCGCCGGCCGUUUCGUACGCCAGGCGAAGACGGAGUGCGGUAUUCAUACUCGCACCACCUUCGCUGGUGCUCCGCACGGCGGAUCCCUCGUUGACUUGACGGUGAAGGAUGCGGCAACCAUCCAGAGCCUCACCUCCAGCGCCGUCAAGGCGAUCGAGCUGAACGAACGCCAGGCAUGCGAUGUCUUCUGCCUGCUCAGCGGCGCCUUCAGCCCCCUUUCCGGAUUCAUGGAGGAGUCUGCCUACAACUCCGUGGUGAAGGACAUGCGCCUGCCGGAGAAGCAGCUCUUUGGCUUGCCCGUGACCUUUGAUCUUCCAGAGGUGGAUGGCAUCAAGCAGGGGGACAAGCUGCUGCUGAAGUGGAAGGGGACGAACGUCGCUGUCCUCGAGGCUUCUUCCAUCUGGAAGCCCAACAAGGUGGUGGAGGCCAAGGAGUGCUACGGCACCAGCAGCCUCGAACAUCCCACCGUCGCCUCCCUGGUGCAGGAGAUUGGCAAGUAUUACGUCGGCGGCAAGAUCCACGGCUUCGAGCUGCCCAAGUUUGGCUACCCUACGCAGACCCCGGCUGAGGUCCGGGCGACGCUGCCGGAGAACAAGCAGGUGGUCGCCUUCCAGAACCGCAACCCCAUCCACCGAGCUCACUUUGAGCUCUUGAUCUGUGCCCAGAAGGAUGUGAAGGACUCCAUCCUUCUUGUCCAUCCCACUUGCGGACCCACUCAGCCGGGUGACAUCGAUGGCCUCGUGCGCAUCCAGACCUAUGAGGCCCUGAAGACGGAGACCGAGAAGGAAUAUCCCAUGUUCCGCUGGGCCUACCUGCCAUACAGCAUGAAGAUGGCUGGACCUCGCGAGGCCAUCCAGCACAUGAUCAUCCGCAAGAAUUACGGUGCCACCCACUUCAUCAUCGGGCGCGACAUGGCCGGAACCAAGAGCACCAUUGAUGGCGAGGACUUCUAUGGACCCUAUGAUGCCCAAGAGACCGGCAAGAAGUACUCUGCAGAGCUCGGUGUGACGGUGACCCACUACGAGAACAUGGCACCUCGGCCAGAGCUUUAG